AUGAAAUUACAACUCCCGCGCAGUGAAAACUGCGACGAGAGUUGCGAGAAGCAUGCAGCUAACUGCAUGACGGCAGCAACACGAUCGAUGAACGAAGGUGAUGAAGAGGAGCGGAGUGUAGACAUGUGUGCACGGUGCGUAGACGAGCCGAGAAGUGACCUGUGGCGUCGAUAUCAAUACCUUAUAUACAAAUCGCGUGUGCUGCACCUAGCAGAAAGGACUUUCAAAGACAUACUCAUAAUGAAAUUACAACUCCCGCGCAGUGAAAACUGCGACGAGAGUUGCGAGAAGCAUGCAGCUAACUGCAUGACGGCAGCAACACGAUCGAUGAGCGAAGGUGAUGAAGAGGAGCGGAGUGUAGACAUGUGUGCACGGUGCGUAGACGAGCCGAGAAGUGACCUGUGGUGUCGAUAUCAAUAUCUUAUAUACAAAUCGCGUGUGCUGCACCUAGCAGAAAGGAAAACAGACAAGAUAUCUAACGAAGUGGUAAAUUUGACGUCACAAACUAACAUAACUAAAAGAAAGAAACAAAACAAAAAUAAAACUUGCUUAAAACGAAAUGAUUCAGAGAUUGCUUCGGAUUCCUCAACAAACGUUGGCUCUAAAACGCUAUCUGAUCAUGACAACUCAUUUUUGUCAUUGGAUUCUCAAACCGCCGCUAGAAGCCUUCCAGAUCUCUCCACAAGAGACUAUGACGAAAUCAUAUUAUUAAAGGAAUCGAUUUCGAACUUAAACUCACAACUUGAAACAGCUCAUUCAGAGAUUGAAAAUCUACAUUUAGAAAAUAAUAAGAUGAAGAAGGAAAUAUAUGAAAAGGACAAUAAAAUAACAACAGCUGCUGACUAUAUGUUCUAG
Molecule: messenger RNA, 855 nt
Organism: Diatraea saccharalis (sugarcane borer)
Lineage: Eukaryota; Metazoa; Arthropoda; Insecta; Lepidoptera; Crambidae
Source: the annotation of a GenBank genome assembly